This is a messenger RNA of Dreissena polymorpha, 1701 nucleotides long. RefSeq lists its product as uncharacterized. Gene Ontology annotation, molecular function: sulfotransferase activity. NCBI's taxonomy places the organism in Eukaryota, Metazoa, Mollusca, Bivalvia, Myida, Dreissenidae. The record is from RefSeq and is a predicted model, not a curated record. The coding region runs from base 181 to 1617 and encodes 478 amino acids. Gene Ontology annotation, cellular component: membrane. Gene Ontology annotation, biological process: carbohydrate biosynthetic process. The transcript is spliced from 4 exons.
UAACGUUUAAGGCAUGUGCGCUGAUAACAUUUGAAACGUUGCGUGGGUAUGGAUCCGUUGAGACCUUUAAUCACAAUUACCGUAAGAAAUGCAGAACGUUAUACAUGCAGUUUGUCAGUUGUUUGGAGACCUUAAUCUGUGAACUGGAGGAUUUGUGACGUAACACGUGGUGUUUCAUUGAUGGUGACGUUUCCGAUUUCAGUUAAGCUAAGCGUGCCGUUGCAUUGGUAUUUGAGAUAUUGUGACGUACCGGUAUUAAUUGACAUGGACAUGGCGUUGAUGGUGCGGACAUUUAGAGCAGGACUGCGGAGGUCUACACUGGUUCUCAUAGUGUUCGUUGCUGGUGUCUUCCUCGCACUUCACGCGAUACGGACAGGCGAUGAUACGGUACCCCAGACAAUUUUCGCUUCGUUCAUCCCGGUGCAUAGUUCUACAAAAACGACUGCAAUAAUGAAGUCCUUGAAUUAUUCAUCGACUACCGCAUUGACAAAGGCUCAGUCGGCAGAGAACAGAUUCCGGACUAGAUUACAGAGAAUUCAACACACGUGCGAGAAGAAAACAAACUUACGAGGUAUUGUUUUAAAACCAGAUUGUGAAGAACCGAGGAAAAAUUUUCUGAAUGUAGAAAAUAAGCACGUUGUCUUCUGCGCCAUAGAAAAGACCGGGAGUACCUUCUGGAGACGGAUAUUUCAAAUGGCGGCUAAUGGGGCAGACGGGCAUCCGUCAUUAAUCAAAACGGCCGAUGCGUAUAAUCAGAUUGGUUAUCGAUCUAUGGAAAACAUGAACUGGAAAGAAAUCACUUCUGUGUUUCAAACUUCCAACAGUAUCAUGUUUGUAAGGAACCCAUAUUGGCGCUUGUUUUCGGGCUGGUUAGAUAAACUAUAUUCGCCAAACUGGAUUUACUGGAUGAUCCAUGCAGAUGAAGUUGCAAGGAAGAAAGGACAACUGUACAUGGGGGAAUGCGCCAACGAUGUGUCUUUUGUCGACUUUGUGGAUCACCUUACGGACAGCAUCCUAGACGGUCAAUGUGUGAACGGCCACUUCAGUCCGAGCCACGAGCACUGCUUCCCGUGCGCGCUGAACGUUACGUAUGUCGGCAAAUACGAGACGCUGAAAGAGGACACGAUCUCCCUCACGCAGAAUCUGGGCAUACAACUGAAUCUGAAAGACUUCGAAAGAGACGCGGCAAAAGAUGCUAUCGUCGACGCGGUUGACUGGGUGUUUGCCGAAAAGGAUAAAAUUGUUGGUUGCAAAGUUACAUUUCACUGCGCUUUGUUUCGUGUGUGGAGCAGAUUGCAAAGCCGAGGAAUCAUAUCUCGUGACAUCAUGUUUCCUUAUAAAUCACGUGGUGAAGCCGCUGACGUCACGUACGAUGAGUUUUAUCAAAGUCUGACGCUGGCGCAUCUGAAUAGCGAAGCAUCUGCACUAAAGUUAGGUCGUAAAAAGUCGUUCGCUCAGGCGAUACGGUCUUUACCAGACCGGGUCAUAUCAAAAAUCAAACAUGCGUUUAUUGAUGAUUUUGAAAUGUUUGAUUACAGUUUGAAUCCCCUGGAGCAGGAUUUAGAGACGUUAAAGACCAUUCCUGGAGAAUAUUUACAGACAUGUCCUUUAGUUUAAGGUUAAUUGCUUGAAUUGUAUCGUAGGUAGGUAAGUCACCAUAAUAAAAAAAAGAGUGAGAAAUGAUUAAAGGAAGCUAAGGUU